Molecule: messenger RNA, 134 nt
Organism: Racocetra persica
Lineage: Eukaryota; Fungi; Glomeromycota; Glomeromycetes; Diversisporales; Gigasporaceae
Source: the annotation of a GenBank genome assembly
UAUGUUGGAAGAACUGGUCAAAACAAUUAUUACAACUAUUUUUGGUAUGUUGAAAGAACCAGACAAAACAAUUACACCAACUAUUCUAGAUAUAUUAAAAAAAUCAGACAAAACAAUUACUACAACUAUUCUCG